AUGGCUCAAGAAAAACAAUUUGUAUUUCGUGAUGAGGAGGAAGCUGGCAACAGAUUGUCCAGAAAGGCAAAAGAAUCACCAUUCAUGCUUAUUGGCAUUGGCGGUUUAGUAUUAGCAUGUGGAUUUGCAGCAUAUAAGUUCAAGCACCGUGGUCAAAUGUCAACGAGCGUGUUUUUAAUGCAAACGAGAGUUGCAGCUCAAGGAACUGUUGUAUCAGCACUAACACUCGGUUUACUAUAUAGUAUGUUCCAAAAGCAUGUACUUCAUAAGGAUGACUGAGACGAAAAAUAAAGCGAAAGUCAAUGUA
Molecule: messenger RNA, 307 nt
Organism: Chironomus riparius
Lineage: Eukaryota; Metazoa; Arthropoda; Insecta; Diptera; Chironomidae
Source: the annotation of a GenBank genome assembly